AUGGAUUCCAACGCUGCAUUCAACAAAUUUCUCUAUUCAAAUUUCUCCAAAAAAUUAGAAAAUUUCAUUUGGUCUAAAGAGGAAAACCCUUCUCCUAAUGCAGAAGAGCUCAACGAGCCCGUGAUCGACCUCGGUGGUGGCGCCCAAGCCACUGAUCUCGUUCGAGCCGCGUGCCUCAGCCACGGCUUGUUUCAAGUGACCAACCAUGGCCUCGAUUUGGAGCUCAUAAAUUCAGUAUAUGAUCACGUGAAUUUCUUCUUUAAUCUCCCAAUUGAUGCCAAAAUGAGGGUUCAGAGGCGCCCCGGGAGCUUUUCGGGCUACUCGUUUGCAAAUGCAGAUCGGUUCUCUUUGAAUCUUCCAUGGAAGGAGAUUUUUUCUUGCAUAUUUAAUGAAGGUGGUAGUGAUUCUGAUGAGAUGCCCCUUUUUUUCGAAUCCGCAUUUGGUCAAGAAUUUGAGAAGAUAAAAUUAGAUUUCCAAAAAUAUUGUGAUGCCAUGAAAAAGUUGUCUCUAACCAUAAUGGAAAUAUUGGGGGUGAGCUUGGGGGUUGAUAGACAAUAUUAUAAAGAUUUUUUUGAAGAUGGUAGCUCUAUUUUGAGAUGCAACUUCUACCCUCCAUGCCAAGAGCCAGUCUGCGAUCCCACUGCUCUCACCAUUCUUUACCAAGAUCAAGUCGGAGGUCUUGAGGUCUUAGCCGAUGGCCUAUGGAAGUCGGUGAGGCCAAUACCCGGUGCCCUAGUUGUCAACCUCGGCGACACUUUCUCCGCAUUAUCAAAUGGAGUGUACAAGAGCUGCCCACAUAGAGUUGUGGUGAACAAAUCAUUGGGGAGAAUUUCAAUGGUGUAUUUCUUGUGCCCUUCAGAAGAAAAAGUGAUCAAACCUCCCAAAAAGCUAGUGAGCUCAGAGAGGCUGAGGCAAUAUCCAGAUUUCAAGUGGUUGGAUUUCCUCAAUUUCACACAAAAACAUUAUAGGGUUGAUGUUGCAACACUCCAAAAUUUCACUAAAUGGCUCAAUUCCCACCAGCCAACCUAAACCCUAGGUGGCUAGGGUUUCUUAGACUUUUGUCACCCCACCACCACAAUUUAUGCAAUAUUUAUACAUGCCACUUGUGUGUGUGUGUGUGUGUGUGUAUAAAUGUGUGUGUAUAAAUGUGUGUGUGUGUGUAUUUAUUUUGGUGAGUCUAGCUUGCUAGCUAGCUAGCCCCAUUGUUUGUUAUUGGGGUUAAAGGUAUUGAUUGGAGGGGGGUGGCAUAUUACUAUGUAAUGUUAUAUC
This is a messenger RNA of Salvia hispanica, 1269 nucleotides long. Lineage: Eukaryota; Viridiplantae; Streptophyta; Magnoliopsida; Lamiales; Lamiaceae. The record is from RefSeq and is a predicted model, not a curated record.